Molecule: messenger RNA, 897 nt
Organism: Phragmites australis (common reed)
Lineage: Eukaryota; Viridiplantae; Streptophyta; Magnoliopsida; Poales; Poaceae
Product: photosystem II stability/assembly factor HCF136, chloroplastic
Exons: 8
Coding region: 1-897 (298 amino acids)
Molecular function (GO): protein binding
Source: RefSeq, a predicted model, not a curated record
AUGCAGAUGCACUGCCGUUUUCUCCUUGGGACAAGACAGACGAUAUUGGAGACAAAAGACGGAGGAAACACCUGGUUCCCUCGUUCUAUUCCUUCCGCGGAGGAUGAAGAUUUCAACUACAGGUUCAAUUCAGUAAGCUUCCAGGGCAAAGAAGGAUGGAUUAUUGGGAAGCCUGCAAUUUUGUUGCACACUUCAGAUGCUGGAGAGAGCUGGGAAAGAAUACCUUUGAGUGCCCAACUUCCUGGGAACAUGGUUUACAUAAAAGCUACCGGCGAGCAGAGCGCGGAGAUGGUUACAGAUGAGGGAGCAAUCUAUGUUACUUCCAACCGUGGCUACAACUGGAAGGCUGCCGUGCAAGAGACUGUUUCGGCUACUCUCAACAGAACAGUUUCAAGUGGCAUUAGCGGUGCAAGUUACUACACUGGGACUUUCAACACGGUGAACCGCUCACCUGAUGGCCGCUACGUUGCUGUAUCCAGCCGAGGGAACUUCUAUUUGACCUGGGAGCCUGGGCAGCCAUAUUGGCAACCACACAACAGGGCGGUGGCACGGAGAAUUCAGAAUAUGGGAUGGAGAGCAGAUGGUGGGCUUUGGCUUCUGGUGCGCGGCGGUGGACUCUUCCUCAGCAAAGGAACUGGGAUAACUGAGGACUUUGAGGAGGUGCAAGUGCAGAGUCGCGGGUUUGGGAUUCUUGACGUCGGCUAUCGCUCACAGGAUGAGGCGUGGGCAGCUGGCGGGAGCGGUGUGUUGCUCAAGACAAGGAACGGAGGGAAGAGCUGGGUGCGCGACAAGGCUGCAGAUAACAUCCCCGGGAAUCUCUACUCGGUCAAAUUCCUUGAUGACAGCAAAGGAUUCGUGCUCGGGAACGACGGCGUCUUGCUUCGAUUCGUUGGCUAG